AUGGACGCGUACAGCGGCGUGGUCGUGCCGAGCCUACCGAGUUUCUGCAACGUGGUGGACUACAUCGAGGCGCAGGACGCGGCAGCGUACUGGCAGUCGUACUUGGGUGGGGCAGAAGUCGUCACCGAUCGGGUUGUUGGUGGACUUGUCGUCAAGGACGCGGACAGGAUCAUGCAUCCGCUGAUCAGCACGGUUCCCUGCCGCGUCCGCUUCGACGACGCGUCGACGCUGUCGUCGCAGCUCAAAUGUGUGCUGACGGACCGCGUGGCGACGAUGGAGCACCCGCACGCGAGCCUGACGGAUGUCAAGCGGUGGAGCGGCAUCGAGGGCGACUUGCUUGACACGUUGCUGGUGUAUCAGAACUUACCGGGAACGAAGGACGACGUUUUGGUAACGGACUACGAAGAAGUGCGUGUGCAACACGGGGUGCAAGCAUCCAUGGAGUACGCGUUUGAGCUCAUAAUUGCGCCGGCGGGGAGCGAUGUGCGCCGACUCGCUACGCUCCUGGACGCUCCGCUCCGACAAUGA
Messenger RNA from Aphanomyces invadans, 528 nucleotides. RefSeq lists its product as hypothetical. Gene Ontology annotation, molecular function: phosphopantetheine binding. Lineage: Eukaryota; Oomycota; Saprolegniomycetes; Saprolegniales; Verrucalvaceae. The record is from RefSeq and is a predicted model, not a curated record. The coding region runs from base 1 to 528 and encodes 175 amino acids. Gene Ontology annotation, cellular component: cytoplasm. Gene Ontology annotation, biological process: secondary metabolite biosynthetic process; amino acid activation for nonribosomal peptide biosynthetic process. The transcript is spliced from 2 exons.